CGUGCUGCAGGCAGAGCCCUCCCAGAUCCCCGACCCCCGCCACGUGUGGUCCCGACACAGCCUCCCCAUCACGGACUUGUGCUGCGGCUUCGGAGGGCCCUUGGCACGGGCUGCCACAGCCUCCCUUGACCAGACGGCGAAGCUCUGGGAGGUCUCAUCUGGGGAGCUCCUGCUUUCCGUCCUCUUCGAUGUGGGGAUCAUGGCCGUGACUCUCGACCUCUCCGAGUAUCACAUGUUCUGCGGCGGCAUGGACGGAUCCAUCUUCCAGGUGGAUCUCUGUGCCUGGCCGGUCCAGAGAGACCGGACCUUCCAGACAGAGCGGGAGAACGGGAAGGUCUUCAAAGGGCACAGGAACCAGGUGACGUGUCUGUCGGUCUCCACGGAUGGCAGCCUGCUGCUUUCCGGCUCGCACGACGAAACGGUCCGGCUGUGGGACAUCCAGAGCAAGCAGUGCCUGAAGACGAUGAAUCACAAAG
This is a messenger RNA of Leptosomus discolor (cuckoo roller), 476 nucleotides long. The record is from RefSeq and is a predicted model, not a curated record. Lineage: Eukaryota; Metazoa; Chordata; Aves; Leptosomiformes; Leptosomidae.